AUGCAGUACCUCGCGCGUCCUCCUCCUCCUCCUUUCAACAACAGUAGUACCGACACAGCGCCGCCACGUGAGGUCGCGCCGUUCCUCAAGAGCUUACGCCGCAUGCUGCAGGACGAAAGCGCUGCUGUCUUGCGCUGGACAGCCGACGGCCGCGCCUUUGAGAUCCACGACAUGCACGCGAUGAUGGCGCACGUGCUGCCAAAGUACUUUAAGCACUGCAAGUACACGAGUUUCCAGCGCCAGCUCAACUACUUCAGCUUCCGCAAGUGGACAAAGUCCAAAGCGAUUGUCUGCACGUUCUCAAACGACUUUUUCCUGCGCGACCGACCGGAACUCGCGUGGCGAAUCACGCGGAAGAAGUCGCUCAGCCCGCCGUCGCUCAACAAGUACCGAUCCACUGCAGCGCGGGCGUCGAUCGCGCCGUACUGGAAGAAGGAGUCGGGUGCAGUGCUGCCGCCGACGACGUCUUAUCCGGUCUCAGACAGUCCGUACCUGAUGCUGGCAGACGACGCUCGAGGCGGUCGACUGCCCUUUGGCUCGUCCUCCGCACUGGACUCGGACCUGAUGCUGCUGAAGCCGCACGAGAGCGGCCGCUUCGCCCAGCUGAGUCGACGCUUCAGUGGCUUCAACGCAACGGCAGCUGCUGCCGCGUACCCCGCAAGUAGGAGCUACGACGCGACAGCAGCGGACGGCGCAGCGCAGGGAGAGCCGCUCGACUGGAUCGACUGUUUGUUGCCGCCGCUGACGGACGACGCGUACUACAUGGGCACGUACCCGACGGCCGCUGUUACGCCGUACGCGCCGCCGAUGACGAACGGUUGCAAAAGCUUUGAGUUUAUGCCGUCCAGUCUCUGA
Molecule: messenger RNA, 855 nt
Organism: Hyaloperonospora brassicae
Lineage: Eukaryota; Oomycota; Peronosporomycetes; Peronosporales; Peronosporaceae
Source: the annotation of a GenBank genome assembly